Molecule: messenger RNA, 234 nt
Organism: Vanrija pseudolonga
Lineage: Eukaryota; Fungi; Basidiomycota; Tremellomycetes; Trichosporonales; Trichosporonaceae
Exons: 3
Coding region: 1-234 (77 amino acids)
Source: RefSeq, a predicted model, not a curated record
AUGCUCCCCAGGACCCUCUUCGCAACGCUCAUCACGGCAACCGCAGCCCUCGCAGCCCCAGUCGACCACGGCGCCCUCGAGCCGCGCAUGGGCUGCCCGUCCGGCUGGCUAGUCUGCUCGGCCCCCUCGGCGGGCUCGUGGUUCUGCGCCAACCCCAAAGCGAACCAAUACUGCUGCGGAGGCAAGGCGUGCACGCGAACCACCUGCCCGCCGGGCAAGGUGUGCCCGUGGUAG